ACCCGGGGCAAGUUCUUCUGUCUUCAAGUUGGUACACAGUGUGAAACCUGAUGGAGGACACGAGAUGUGUCCUGGACAUGCCUCGGGGACUCAGUGGACACAUCCUACAAGCCGAGACAGGGGCUCCUAAAGAGGAAGCUCAGCAUGAACUCCCAACGUCAACCCUAUUAUCUGUAUUAUAUAUAUAUUGGCUCUAAGUGGGAUGGAAUAAACAUCUGUUCAACUAUUUUAACAUUGACUCGCGGGUCCCACAGACGCACAAAAACCGGCUGAGUAACAAAAGAUGAACACGUGUAUUAUUCAUUCACCGCGUUAGUCUACCAGGCGAAGGCGAUGAUGUCAUCGAGACAGAUGAGAGUCAACACGGUGACCGUGAGCUCAUAAAAGCCAUGUGCGAGCUGAUGGGACUUCAGUGACUCUGCGCAUCGACGAACGUAAACACACGAGAUGAUCUGGUCCUUCGUUCUGCUCGGACAAGCGCUCCUGUUUUAUUUUAUUCUCACUCACAGAUCGAGAUCCAAGCGUGAUCCUCCUCUAGAUAAGGGGGUAAUCCCAUGGUUAGGCCACGCGCUGGAGUUUGGAAAAGAUGCUUUCAAGUUCUUAAACCGAAUGAAGCUGAAACACGGGGACAUUUUCACAGUGCGUGUAGCUGGACGAUAUGUGACGGUGCUGCUGGAUCCGCACUCGUACGACACGGUCAUCAACGACUCCGACUCCUUGGACUUCACGCGCUACGCCGAGGUGCUCAUGGACAGGAUCUUUGACCUGCGGCUCCCACAUCACCAGCCGGCUAAAGUCAAUGCGCUGAUGAAGAAGCACUUCCUGGGAGGGAAUUUUGCCGCCCUGAACUGCACCAUGAGCAGACACCUGCAGGCCUCGCUGAGAGCCGAGAGGCAGAACCAGAAAGACUGGAAGGACGGGGAACUGUUCAGUUUUUCUUACAGUUUACUCUUCAAGGUGGGGUACCUGACACUGUUUAGAGGAGAACAAAACAACAACAGCACAGAUCCCUCGAGUGUCUAUGAGGAGUACAAGAAGUUUGAUGGUCUGUUAACCAAAAUGGCCAGGGGCACACUGAAGCCAGAGGAGAAGAGGACGGCUCAGGGUGUCCGGCGGAGGCUGUGGGAGCUUCUGGCUCCAGCAGGUCUGACGGAGGACUCGGGGUCGAGCCCUUGGCUUUGCGACUACAGGAGGCUCCUGCAGGAGGGUGGUGCCGACGAAGAGACGCAGAAGAAAGCCGUGCUGAUGCAACUUUGGGCCACGCAGGGUAACGUCGGUCCUGCUGCAUUUUGGCUUUUGGGCUACUUAUUGACAAACCCUGAAGCUCUGGCAGCUGUGAAAAGGGAGUUCAGCAGGAUAUCAGAAAGGAAAACCGUAGAGACCUCACCGCUGGACAGACCUAUGGACACGCCUGUGUUUGAUAGUGCCUUGGAUGAGACGCUUAGACUCACCGCUGCCCCCUUCAUCACCAGAGAGGUGGUGCAGGAGAAGACCCUCAACAUGGCGAAUGGCCAAGAGUACCUGCUACGGAAAGGAGAUAGGGUGUGUCUGUUUCCCUUCAACAGCCCUCAAAUGGACCCCGAGAUUCACGACGAGCCACAGAAAUUCAAGUACGACCGGUUCCUUAAUCAAGAUGGAUCGCUGAAGAAAGAUUUUUAUAAAAGAGGGAGGCUGCUGAAAUAUUACUCAAUGCCAUGGGGUGCAGGCACCAAUGGCUGUGUGGGAAAGCAGUUUGCCAUCAAUACAAUCAGACAGUUUGUUUACGUGGCGUUGACUAGCUAUGAUUUGGAGCUUUGUGACCCAAAUGCUCGGAUGCCAGCGGUAGAUGCCAGUCGUUAUGGAUUUGGGAUGCUUCAACCGGAGGGGGACUUGCCUGUCCGAUAUAAACCUAAGAAUACAAACUAGGUGUUUUUAAAAACAAGCAAAGUUAUUUGGAAAACAUUUCAACACAUUGUUUAUAGUGUCAAUAUGCCGUUUUUAAAUUUUUGUAUUGAAUAUUUAUAUUUUAUAUUGUAUUUUUUUUUUUUUUGGGGCGGCACGGUGGCGUGGUGGUUAGCACU
Gasterosteus aculeatus aculeatus (three-spined stickleback) is the source of this 2060-nucleotide messenger RNA. RefSeq names its product prostacyclin synthase. Gene Ontology annotation, molecular function: monooxygenase activity; prostaglandin-I synthase activity; oxidoreductase activity, acting on paired donors, with incorporation or reduction of molecular oxygen. The record is from RefSeq and is a predicted model, not a curated record. Gene Ontology annotation, biological process: prostaglandin biosynthetic process. Lineage: Eukaryota; Metazoa; Chordata; Actinopteri; Perciformes; Gasterosteidae.